This is a messenger RNA of Xenopus laevis (African clawed frog), 778 nucleotides long. Its product is annotated as NADH dehydrogenase [ubiquinone] 1 alpha subcomplex assembly factor 4-like. The coding region runs from base 122 to 655 and encodes 177 amino acids. The transcript is spliced from 3 exons. The record is from RefSeq and is a predicted model, not a curated record. Lineage: Eukaryota; Metazoa; Chordata; Amphibia; Anura; Pipidae.
CAACGCGCCCCUACAGGCUGCCUUAUGUGCUUCAACCAGGAAAUCGUCAGGCCAGUUUGGCUUCAUGUUCAGACGGAGGAUAUUCAGGCACGCUGUGUCAGUGAGUGUGCUCUGAACAAGCAUGGGGCUACACUUAACACGAGCACUCCGCAACUUUAACCUUGAAAAUCGGGCUCAUGGGCUUAUUGGCAAGGAGAAGCCAAGGCCUGCACCCUCCCACCCGAAAACAGAGGAUGCACUGAGGGCAACCAAAACACAUCACCCAGACAUUGAAGAUAAAAUCCGUAACAAAGAUAAUCUGCUUCUGACAAGGCUGAAAGAAGUUUAUGUUGACUCCAGUGACCCAUCUUCUGAGGUACAAACCAAAGAGAGUGCAUCUGCGCAAGAAGAGCUUAGACUUCCAAAACUUAAUGUGAAUCGAGAGUCCCUUAUGGAUCUGGAUGUAGAGAGUAUUCCUAAAGGAAAGAUUUCUGUGCUUGAGGCACUGACACUUCUCAACAACUAUAAAAAUUCUCCAGAAACCUGGACUGCUAAGAAAAUAUCAGAAGACUACCACUUAGACUCCAAGAAUACCCAGGCACUGCUGGAAUACUUUAUACCUUUCAAUGUGAAAAUCAUUCCACCCAAAGACAAGAAGCAAAUUACAGACUCCUAGAACCCUGGAACUUAAUAGCAGAAGGCAAUUAUUUAUAUUUAUUUGAGAACUUUGAUCUGAUGAAUAUUUUGUUUUCUUUAACCCUUCUUAUCUGUGAUUUCUUGCAUUAAAGUCUUUGUGGUA